UUCGAGGUGGUCCCUCAGCACUGCCCUCAUGCAGUCAGGAGCCUCGUGAUUCCCUUAUCGUCAUUCAGGGUGUUUUCCUGUCUGCUAGGUGAAUUUCUGGGAGAGCUGGGAAUUCUGUAGCAGGGGCAGAACAAGGAUGGAUUUUCUUGCAGUUGUUCCCAGGGGACUGUCAGAGGUUGCUUUCCAUAAUUCCCCUGUCAGCUCUGCCUGCUGUUUCCUCUCUGUAUCCAUAACUCCCGUCGUGGCCCCGGUUGGAGAUGAAGUUUCCUGGGUUGGGACUGGCUCUGUUGCCCAGCUGUGGGUGCAGAGUCCCUGUCCCAUCCUGUGCCUGAUGUCUGUCCUGCUCUUGCCCAGACUGCGCCCUGUCCAAGCCUGAACUGUUACUACAGCUGGAAAGAGAAGAGCUGAGCACGCCGCCGGAAUCCGAGGCAGAGGCAGCAGAGGUGUCCCCAGAGCUGGCUGUAGAACCAGCCCGACAGAACUGCACCAGCGAUGAUGCACUGCUGGAGAUGGAGACAAUGGAGAGGGGCUGCAGGGAGCCAGAGGAAAGCGGGAACGUGGCAGAGAAAAGUGGGAACUUGGUAGAGGAAAGCAAGAACCUAAUACAGGAAAUCUGGAGCCUAGUGGGGACAAGUGGGAAUCUGAUAGAGGAAAUCUGGGGUGUGGUAGAGCAAAACAGGAGCCUGACAGAGGAAAACAAGAGCCUGACGGAGGAAAACAGGAGCCUGACGGAGGAAAACAGGAGCCUGACGGAGGAAAACAGGAGCCCAGCAGAGGAAAACAGGAGACCAGCAGAGGAAAACAAGAGCCUGGCGGAGGAAAACAGGAGCCUGGCGGAGGAAAACAGGAGCCUGGCGGAGGAAAACAAGAGCUUGACGGAGGAAAACAAGAGCCUGGCAGAGGAAAACAGGAGCCCAGCAGAGGAAAACAAGAACCCAGCAGAGGAAAGUGGGGAUCUGAUGGAGGAAAGCAGGAACCCAGCGGUCCCAGAGAACUGCAGCACACCACCUGUCCCUCUGGAAGCCACUGCUGUCCUGGCGGAUCUCAGCCAGCCGACCCCGUCCCCUCCCCGCCCGCUCUCCGUGCACUGUCAGGAAGCCGUGGGUCAGAACUGUUCUCCCCCUGCAGCAGGAGAUGCUGAAGCAGGGAUCCCAAUGGAGGUGCCGCAGGAGGAGGUUGCUGCAGAGAAGCCAUCAAUGCCCAAAACACCCUCCAAGGGUCUGGAAGAGGACAAGGGUCAUGAAGAGGAGGCUGUGAAACAUUUAGGGAAUACUGGCCAAGAUCUGGUGGCCGACAUUCCUGAAGAACCAGGAAAGGAGGUGACACCAGAUGUCCACAAAACGACAGAACAGGCAGAUCCCAGCCCAGGGCAGCCGGAGAAGGACUCCUGCGUGGGCCGGCCCAUGGCCUGUCAGCGAAAUGCCACGCGGGAAUUUUACUCCUGCCCCAUCUGCAGGAAGACCUUCCUGCUGAAGAUCAACCUCCUGAUCCACCAGCGUGGCCACACCAACUGGGUGCCCUAUGUCUGCGUCCACUGCGACCGCAAGUUCAUGUCCAAGAAGAAAAUCAGGCGGCAUCUCCGUGCCUGGGCAGUCAACGGGACGUGCCAGCCCUCGGAGCUGGAGGUGUGUCCCAGCCAGGUGCCAUGCCCAGCAUCCCAUCCCCAAACCUGGGCAGCUAAUGGGACAUACCAGGCUGGGAAGCCAGAGGAGUGUCCUAGUAGGACACCGUGCCCAACACCUCAGCCCCAAGCCUGGGCACCCAAUGGCACCUUCCAGCCCUUGGAUGCAAAGGCAUGUCCCAGCCAGGGGACACCAUGUCCAACAUCCCAGCCCCAAGCCUGGGCACCCAAUGGCACCUUCCAGGCCUUGGAUGCAAAGGCAUGUCCCAACCAGGGGACACCGUGUCCAAAAUCUCAGCCCCAAGCCUGGACACCCAAUGGCACCUUCCAGCCCUUGGAUGCAAAGGCAUGUCCCAGCCAGGGGACACCAUGUCCAACAUCCCAGCCCCAAGCCUGGGCACCCAAUGGCACCUUCCAGGCCUUGGAUGCAAAGGCAUGUCCCAACCAGGGGACACCGUGUCCAAAAUCUCAGCCCCAAGCCUGGACACCCAAUGGCACCUUCCAGGCCUUGGAUGCAAAGGCAUGUCCCAGCCAGGGGACACCGUGCCCAACAUCGCAGCCCCAAGCCUGGACACCCAAUGGCACCUGCCAGCCCUUGGAUGCAAAGGCAUGUCCCAGCCAGGGGACACCAUGUCCAACAUCCCAGCCCCAAGCCUGGGCACCCAAUGGCACCUUCCAGGCCUUGGAUGCAAAGGCAUGUCCCAACCAGGGGACACCGUGUCCAAAAUCUCAGCCCCAAGCCUGGACACCCAAUGGCACCUUCCAGGCCUUGGAUGCAAAGGCAUGUCCCAGCCAGGGGACACCGUGCCCAACAUCGCAGCCCCAAGCCUGGACACCCAAUGGCACCUGCCAGCCCUUGGAUGCAAAGGCAUGUCCCAGCCAGGGGACACCAUGCCCAAAAUCUCAGCCCCAAGCCUGGGCACCCAAUGGCACCUUCCAGCCCUCGCUUGUGAAGGCUCAUCCCAGCCAGGGGCCAUGUCCAGCACCCCAGUGCCCAACAUCCCAGCCCCAAACCUGGGCAGCCAACGGGACCUGCCAGGCCUCGAAGCCGGAGGAGUGUCCCACCCAGCCCCUGUGCCCAUCCUCCCAGCCACAAGCCCCAAACAGGGACUGCGGCACGGUGUGGCAGGAGCCUGGCCCCACCCAGUGCUCACUGUCAUCUGGAAAAAUGAUGUACACGUGCACCGAGUGUCGGGAAACCUUCUCCAACCAGGGCUUCCUGACGGUGCACCAGCGCCGGCACUCCGGCCACCACCUCAUCCUGUGUCCCUGCUGCAACCGGAGCUUCACCUGGGUGUCGGACUUCGUCCGGCAGCACUGGAUGUACAUGGGCGUCCGGCCCCACCAGUGCGGCAUCUGCCAGAAGACCUUCAAGAGGUUCUCCCACCUCAAGGUGCACCAGAGGAUCCACAGGCGGCAGGAGCGACCGUUCCCCUGCGCCAACCAGGUGCCACUCGUGGUGGCACCCGCAGCAGGAGACGGGGUGGGAAGUCAGGCUGUGACCCCCAGGGAUGGGGCGCUGCUGUCGGACCUUGAGGUGUCCUCCCAGGAACGGGAGGCCGCUGCUGGAUCUCAGGGUGUGCACCCAGGUGUGGGAAGCUGCUGCUGAAAUUUGAGGUGACCUCUCAGAGACUUGAGGUGACUUCCCAGGAUGUUGCUGCUGAAAUUUGAGGUGACCUCCCAGAGACUUGAGGUGACUUCCCAGGAUGUUGCUGCUGAAAUUUGAGGUGACCUCCCAGAGACUUGAGGUGACUUCCCAGGAUGUUGCUGCUGAAAUUUGAGGUGACCUCCCAGAGACUUGAGGUGACUUCCCAGGAUGUUGCUGAUGGGAAUUUGAGGUGACCUCCCGGGACACGGUGCUGCUGAUGGGCUUUAAGUUGACUGCUCUAGGAUAGGAGGCUGAUCUUGAGGUGAAGGAUGGGAUGCUGCUGCUGAUGGGCUCUAAGGUGUCCUCUCAGGAAUGGGAUACAUGAUGAAUGUCGAGGUGUCCUCCCAGAAAUCAGAUGCUGCUGUUGAACCUUGAGGUGACCUCCCAAGAAUGGUAUGGUGCUACUGGACCUUCAAGUGACUCCCAGGGAUAUGAUGCUGCUGCUGGAUUUUGAAGUGACCUCCUGGGGACCGGAGGCCACUGUCAGACCUUCUCCCCUCUAUCCCUCUCCAGAUGGAGGCUGGAGCAUGGACAACAUUUUCUGGCUCCCCUGCCCUGGUGUGGGGAUGGGGGGCACCUGCCCAGCCCAUGUGAGGGGGUCUCCUUGUUCCCAAGCCCUGGUGGGGCAGGUGGGAUGCUUGGAGUGGGUGCUUUUUCUGGAGAGUGCCAAUAGAUGCUGUAGAAACCA
Molecule: messenger RNA, 3957 nt
Organism: Taeniopygia guttata (zebra finch)
Lineage: Eukaryota; Metazoa; Chordata; Aves; Passeriformes; Estrildidae
Biological process (GO): regulation of transcription by RNA polymerase II
Cellular component (GO): nucleus
Molecular function (GO): RNA polymerase II transcription regulatory region sequence-specific DNA binding; DNA-binding transcription factor activity, RNA polymerase II-specific
Source: RefSeq, a predicted model, not a curated record